Messenger RNA from Amoebophrya sp. A120, 2982 nucleotides. Lineage: Eukaryota; Dinophyceae; Syndiniales; Amoebophryaceae. The record is from the annotation of a GenBank genome assembly.
UGUAGCUCGCGUGGUGACCUGUCUCCGUACUAUCAGUGGCGAAGAAUGACGGGACGUAGAAACUACAAGUAGAUAGUCUUUCUUUCACAAUGAAAAUUGUGAAUAUUGAUUUUUUAGUUUCCGGUAAUGUCAAGAACCAUCAGCAUAAUCGCGCCGAAGUAGAUUCCUAAGGAAAACGUACCUACAAUGUAAGAGCACUCAUCUUGUUUUUGUUUAUCAUCAUCAUCAUCAUCAUCAUCAUCAUCACGACGAGUGUGUUGAUGGAGCAGGCCUCAUCGAAAUCGCCUUCGGGAGUGGGAGCGCCAGAUGCUCCUGGACAAGUGCAGCAAGCGGAAAAUGAACUACAGCCCUCUGUACAACUUCCUGCUGCCGGGACAACGACCGGAAAAAAUAACGUUACUACCAGGAAGCUCGAGUUCGAGAUUUAUCUCGAACAGCUGAAGCGGACCCUGAUUUUCCGCCCGGACGCGAUAUGGCAAAAGAAUCCGGAUACGCAGAGGGAGGAGAAAUGCACGCAGAACGUGUUUGCCUUAGCGCAACUGGGGGUCCGAGCGCUGCGCGUAAAAGAGCAGCAAGUAGACCGCCAAAUUGCGGAGGCGCAAAAAACUCUCGAUCAACUCCGAGCGAGUAACGACCGCACGCAUCAACAAGAGGACGGCGGAGGAAAUAAAGAAACCGCUACUGGAGGUGCUGACACCGUGGAGGAGGAGGGUGAAACAAGUAAAAACAAAAAGAAUUCAUCAAGCUCGUCUUUAUCUUCAUCACUCUUUGACCUCGAGAAAAAACAGAUAGCACGGAAAUUCCUCGUUCUCCGGGACGCAAAGCGGGCGCACUUUCGCUCACGAGAGGAGCAGCAAUCUCGCGAUCAAACGGAAAAUGAAAAUCGAUUUCCCCCGACGAGCAGUUCGAGUGCCCUGCAGAAAAAAGACUUUCUGGACGAGCAACUAUCUUCUACCUCAAGAAUUAUGCACGACGAAAAAGGUGGAACAGCACCAGGUGCGAGGAUACCAGGAGCCCCUGCGGCAAACAAGACAGGAACUACUGCAAUAGGAUCGCUCCCCAUGGCCAGUGGAGGAAGUGCACCUGGUCCCACGACCACAGCGAUGAUCAUGCCGACGUCAGCAACAGGAUCAGCCCACCAGCGACAGCUACGUGGCGGAUCAUCUUCUUCCUCUAGUACAUCGCGCAUGAUCGCUGGCGGUUUGCUAGCCAGAAAUAGAGAGAAGAAAGAACCCGUACCCGUCGCGGAACUCAAAGCUCUGCAAGCGACGGUAGCCGCGGACAAGGCCCAAGAGCAAGUACAGGUGCUUGAAAAAAAUAUGGAGAGCGACUUUUUACCCACGCACGUCGUGUUGGGUCCGGAAGGAGCGCAUCAAGUAGAACGAGUGAAGCAGGACCACGACCCGAUGGCCGUUGGCAAUAGAAGGAAGUCUGGUAUUUUUGGAAGCGGUCUCUUGUCUCCGGCACAUGAAAACCGCGAGGAGGUGGGCGGCGCGUUCAUAGCACCAUCUGCCGAGCCAGAGGACGACUUGUCCAUUUUUAUGGCCAGACGGGGAGCUCCUGGAGGCCGAGGCCGUGGAGCCCGAACCCAAGCAUCGACCCGCUCUGCCAAUAGCACUCGAGCAAUACUGUCUGCGGGCGAAGGCGACGAAGCAAUCUACCUCACGGAUGAAGUGGGUAACGACCGCGACUUGGCACAGUUCAUGGUCAGAGGCAGAAGCGGUGCGAAAGCUGCAGCACCAGCACGCGGCGGUGCCAAAAGAAGAAAGGAUCAAGUUUUCACUUGGUCAAACAACCGCAGUGUCGAUCGGAAUUAUGCAGGCCCUGGAAGAACUUCUGGAGAUAAUUCGUCGUCUCCGGAGGGAGGCGAUGACCGCAGUGGCUUGCUGGAUCGGGACGCAGAGGAAGACGAAGAUGCGUGCGAUGGUGAAGAUGUGGAGUAUUUCUCUCAGAAGCCCCUCACCAGCGGCAUCUCUCCACUGCACGGAACAUCAAUGUUGGGUGGAGCAGAACCUGCAAUUGCAAGAGCAACAAGCGCAGCUGAUGCUGAUUUCCAGUCCUUUCUGAUGUUCCAACAAGAACAUGUAGUAGAAUCAGGGCCUGGUACUAACCCACCACUACCAGCUUCGAGUAACAAUACCGGUGCAACAAGUGGGCCGACGAGGAAGGACGAGGACGAUGACUUUUUGACUGCAGAUUUGAGUCUGGAGAACCUCUACGCUACCGCCGCAUCGAAGAAAAAAAUGAUAGAGGAUGGUGCUAAGGCCGGAUCGGGAAGAAACGCAAACGCUGGCGUUCCUGCUGUCGGGCGAUACCAAGAAGCUUUUGCCCCUGCAGGACCGGUCGGGGCGUCUUCAACGAUGAAGGUGAACACACACUCUCACUCGCCUCCUCCACAAAUAGGUGAGGAUGACGGCGCCGCGCCAGGACAAAUCACUGCAGAUGUUGAAGGUGUCCUGCCAGGCUCCUCUCGACAUCAGUCGGACGAGAUUUUGGACACGAAUGGAACAGCACCUGGCCUGAAGAAGCAGAAAACCAGUGGCAGCGACAAUGUCAUCGGUCGAGAGGACCUGGUUCGACCGGUGCCGCAGGCCGCCGCGACAUCGUCCACAUCAAAGCAAAAAAGUCAUCAAGAUGAUAUCUUCAGCCGGCUUUUUGAAAGCUCGUCCGAGGAACUUUCUCCAUGAUACCCGCAAGUAUAGGUCUGUCGUAGAGGAAUAGAUACUUACUCUAGGUUGAUCCCUCAAUUUUCGGCGCUCAAGAACAAUUUGAUGUUCAACAAGUAGAGUAAGAUGAUUAUGUAGAUAGUGCAGAAGAUUCUUCAGCUGUGCCUGCUAGACCCUAUCGAUACCCGAAAAAAUGUGUUGUACCAACGCACAAAAAGCUUGGCGCAGUACAGUUUUAGCCUUUCAUCUCUUCGAUGACGGCUGUUCAUUUGGGCAAGAAACAGCAACACAAGAAGAACAACAUUCGGAUUCGCAG